AUGGUUAGCCACAGCUCACCAAACAAGAGGGACACAUCGUCCUUGUCACCAAUAGGCAAUAUCAUGGGCUUAACCGAACAUACAAUGGUUCGUCGUCUACCAGCUCAUUUGAAAGGAGUAGCUAAAGCAGUUUUUGAUAGUAUAACUAAUCUCGAAAAGCAAGAUUGGCGAUGUGCUGUUUCUAAAUUACAACAACACUUCUCCACAGAACAUCAUCUUGAUUUAGCUCGAGAAAAACUUAUGGACAUGAAAAUGGAUCCGUCCGAAUCUCCUAUUGUAUUUUCCAACAGAAUACGACGAAACAUUUUGGACGCAUAUCCAAAUAAUGACUAUAAGGAAAAAUGUGAUUUCCUUCAAACAGCCAUUUUUACCAACGGUCUUCUAUCCACCAUCAAGCAAAAACUCAAACUGCUCGGUCCCUUUCCCUCGGAUUACAACCAAUUGCUUACAAGCGGAACGUAUCUUCAACCUAACAAGUCCUGA
Messenger RNA from Necator americanus (New World hookworm), 483 nucleotides. RefSeq lists its product as uncharacterized. The record is from RefSeq and is a predicted model, not a curated record. NCBI's taxonomy places the organism in Eukaryota, Metazoa, Nematoda, Chromadorea, Rhabditida, Ancylostomatidae. The transcript has a single exon. The coding region runs from base 1 to 483 and encodes 160 amino acids.